AUGGUAGAUCUUCUGAAUGAAUCCUCAGACUCAAUUGUAUUGAUUGGAACCACUCGUUCAGCUGCAUCAGGACGCAUGCUAACCUGCAGCAACAGAGUUGAAUGUGUUUUAUCUCUUCGACUGCUUCGUCAGUUUCCAGAGUCUGUUUUGAUUCAGAUGUUUCCUAAAGGAAUCUCUCCUUCUUCUGUUCUGACACUGGCCGAGUUAGAUCUGAUUAGACCGUCUCUUGAGAUUCGACUUCGUUUGAUUCAAGAGAAUCGUCAUCGCAUUGGUAACAAUCUCAUUGUCCAGAGUGAGGAUCCUACAGAGAGUGUGUACUAUUCUUGUCUUGAUGAGUCGAAUAACUCGAGUUAUAUCACUCCUACACUGCUCAAGAAAGAUACUCUUCCACUACAUCAACCUACUACUAUCACUACCUGUCAUGCUCUUAAUUCACAACCCUCGUUUGCAUCAAUAUCCACCAACCCUUCGUUUUACUCCGAAUCCACUGACAACUCUUACUCAAGCGAUACCACUCAGCAUCCGUCUCAUAAUUGUACACCUGUCUCAUCUGCUCAUACCAAGACUGAAACUCUGCAUCAUCUUCAACUGUCUCUGUCAAAACACACUUGGAAAUCCAUUGACCAAAUACUAUUGUUUUUGAAUAUUCAUGCCAUGUUCGAAUGUCAAGCUGUGGGGUUAAAUUUCGCAGAAGGAUCCUCGACCGCAAAAGCUCGCAUCGCCAGCAUUCGUCAUAAAAAGAUGCUGUAUUUGGGCGUAGAUAUGCAUCUGCUCAAGUGCUUUGCUCAAUAUUUUGGUGCUCAUAUAAACGAUAAAUCUCUUUGCGGUUCUGCUAGUACGACCAUUUUCGAAAAGACAGUUUCCGAUCCUCCUCCCACUAUUUCAACACACUUUAAUUUACAUUGUGAUGCAUCACGUACUUCAGCACACAUUUAUGAACAGAUUGAUCCUUACUUUAUUAUUGAUAUGGAUCAAUCACCCCUUUCACCUACUCAUACUUCCAACUCAAUUGGUGAUAUCAAAAUCAAGUGUUUGCAAAGACUCAUGGAUGAGCUAAGUAUGAUAGAUAGUGGGUUUACCACACCCACUACUCACAAUCGGUCCUGUCGGCAUAUUGUCAUAAACUCUCUUGGCAGCGAGAUAGAGUUGAAGAAAACCCAGUGGAUGUAUCGACAUGUUGACCCAAAUGGAUUUCAUAUCCACUCUCAUGCAUUGUUUUCAGUAGAUAAUAUGUCUCUACAAUCCUGUUCUUCUAACCGUAUUCGUGAUGAUGACUCUACUCGAAAUGCAAAUGUUGAAUUGAACGAAAAGCGUGUCGAGCCUCCAUUGGAUAUCAUCAAACAGGCUGAACCCAAUGGUUCAAACAAGAUGCGACUCCAUGAUCCAGAAAACACAAGGAAUAGUACAGAGUUGUUGAUUGCUGCACGGGAAUCAGCCCAAGUCAGUUGGUGGGAACAUCGAACGAUUCGUAUGGAUUAUCCAGUAGAUAGGGUGAAUCCCCUGUCACCAACCAGCACGCUUGCUGAUACUAGACCAAAUCAAGAAACUCCCUUUGAAAAAAGAACAUCAUUACCCAUAUCCCAAGGACAUCCAAAUGAAGCACUACACCAACACACUCGAACCGUUUCAGCAACUCCAUCACCAUAUAACCACAACCAUGGUACCAACACACAAUCAGUUGGAACAAUAUCAGGGCAAUCCAGAAUAAACAGCAUGCCAGCAAUAACAACUGGAAAUACAUGGCUGCAACUGCCUUGUGGAUCCGAGCCUUUAAAACCUGAAUCGGCAGUAACAAAACAGGUAACGCGACUGGUGAACGAACUACAGUUUUGGAAAAAGUCACCAGGCCCAUUACUUCGCAUGCCCGCUCAUACUACCAAGAAUAGAGGAGUAAGAAUGCAAGAGCCAGUCCAAACUAUUGAAGAGUAUCGAUCAUUAUCUACCACUCCGAUGAUACAGGAACCCGCUACGAUGGAGAUUGUAGUUAAACUGUGGAUAAGGAGAACAUGGUGGAUAGAUUUCUGCAACUUUCCUGAUAAAACUUAA
Molecule: messenger RNA, 2046 nt
Organism: Batrachochytrium dendrobatidis JAM81
Lineage: Eukaryota; Fungi; Chytridiomycota; Chytridiomycetes; Rhizophydiales
Exons: 2
Coding region: 1-2046 (681 amino acids)
Source: RefSeq, a predicted model, not a curated record